Messenger RNA from Penicillium angulare, 2574 nucleotides. RefSeq names its product M28 family metallopeptidase. Gene Ontology annotation, molecular function: carboxypeptidase activity. Bases 1 to 2574 code for a protein of 857 amino acids. The transcript is spliced from 2 exons. The record is from RefSeq and is a predicted model, not a curated record. Lineage: Eukaryota; Fungi; Ascomycota; Eurotiomycetes; Eurotiales; Aspergillaceae.
AUGGGCGACGAUAAAUUCGAGUACGAAGCUCUCCCGAUCCCCUCCUAUGAGGAAGCCACCGCUCAACCCUCCUCCUCCCGCGAUAACCUUGGCGAUGGCACCGAUGCCGAACGUCAGGGGCUCCUCGGUCGCCAGAACUCCCAUUAUCAGCCCCCAACCGUCGAAUCCGUCCGCGGUAGUCUAGAUGACCUUGCCUCGUCGAUAUCGGGGUCAUCCCGAGGCUCGGCGGAGGAGUUGCGCAGAGAACUGGACCAAAUGGACGUCGAUGACUCUGCAACAUCCUCCAGCUCACGCCCUCGAUUACGAUACCGGUUCUCUAAACGGUUUCCCACUCUUACCCGUACCCUGUCCGCGAUUCACCGGCCGUUACAACGAUAUCUCCCCAGCCUUCCGUCCUUCCGCUUUGAUUUCAGUGCCAACAAUAUACGUCAGCGCCUGAGGGAUCAAGGAUGUCUCAUGCUGUUGCGGCUUUUCGCCCUGAUGUUAGUCGUGACUCUGGUCUAUGUGUUUUUUAUUGGGGACAUCUUCAAUUUGAACAAUCGCAUGAUCAUGGGCCAAACAUAUAGUUCGUCGUCGGUCGAAAACUUUGUCCAGGGCAACAUCAACGAUACACAUAUCGCCGAAACUCUCAGACACAUUACCUCAUUUCCCCAUAUCGCCGGAACCGAAGGUAGCUUUUAUCUAGCGGAGUGGGUGGAAGAGGCGUUCCACCGAGCGGGAUUCGAUGCGGUCGAGCGAGAGGAAUUCCAAGUAUAUUUGAAUUAUCCGAAGGAUGAUGGUCGCAAAGUGGCUAUCAUCGAUCCCCCACAUUUGGUAUGGGAAGCGACUCUCGAAGAGAAUGAUUCCAAAACUCCAACAUUUCAUGGCCACUCCAAGUCCGGCAAUGUUACCGGUCCUUUAGUAUACGCCAAUUUUGGUUCUCGGGAAGAUUUCCAACUGCUCGCCGACCAGGGUAUCUCUCUCAACGGCACAAUCGCCCUUGUCCGAUACUACGGGACCGAGUCAGAUCGCGCUCUCAAAAUCAAGGCAGCCGAACUCGCUGGAGCGGCGGGCUGUAUUAUUUAUUCAGACCCAUCUCAAGAUGGAUUUAUUAAAGGUCCCGCUUUUCCAAAGGGACGGUAUAUGCCAGCUGACGGCGUUCAACGGGGCGGUGUUAGCCUUAUGUCUUAUGUUGUCGGAGACGUUUUAAGUCCCGGGUGGGCAUCUACCCCAGACGAGAAGCACAGGUUAUCUCUGGAAGACAGUCCUGGCCUACACCAUAUUCCCAGUCUUCCGAUCGCCUGGCGCGAUGCACAGCGGUUGCUACAAGCGCUGGAGGGCCAUGGCUCCAAGGUUCCCAAAGACUGGGUCGGUGGAGUACCAAAGAUCCAGGGCUGGUGGACCGGUGAUCAGGAUUCGCCUAUUGUGAACUUGAUGAACCUGCAGGAUGAGAUUAAAAGAAUGCCGAUCUACAACGUUCACGGAACAAUUCUCGGGUUGGAAGAGCGUGAUAAGAAAAUUAUUGUGGGCAAUCACCGCGACUCGUGGUGUAUGGGAAGUGUAGAUCCUGGCAGUGGCACUGCCGUCUUUCUGGAGGUCGUGCGAGCCUUCGGCGAGCUUCUCAACUAUGGAUGGCGGCCACUUCGCACUAUUGAAUUUGUGAGUUGGGACGCUGAGGAAUACAACCUCAUCGGUUCCACGGAACACGUUGAAAAAGAGAUUGAGAACCUUAGAAGCAACGCUUAUGCGUACUUAAACGUUGAUGUCGGUGUCUCUGGCUCUGAGUUCCGCGUCUCAGGAUCACCCGUUUUCGAGCGUACUGUGAUGCAAAUUCUAGGACGUCUCAACGACCCUAGUGCCAAUAAAACAUUGAAGGAGCUUUGGGAGGAGAAAGGAACCAAAUUCGAACCACUUGGUGCUGGCAGCGAUUAUGUUGCGUUCCAAGAUAUUGCAGGAACCUCGAGCAUUGAUUUUGGAUUUGAAGGAGACGCGUAUCCCUACCACAGCUGCUACGAGUCCUAUGAGUGGAUGGAGCACUUUGGCGAUCCCGGCUUCCAAUACCACAAGCUCCUCGCUGAGUUCUGGAGUCUUCUCUUACUGGAUCUUUCCGAAAACCCUAUGCUUCCGUUCGACAUGCAAGCAUAUUCUAGAUCCGUUACAGGCUGGGUCGAAGACUUGGAUAAAUUCACGAAGGAUAACAAGGCCGACGUCAAUCUGGAGGCUAUGUUCAAUGCUGCUUCAGAUCUGGAAAGUAACACUGCACAGUUUGAAUCUUGGAACCAGGUCUGGCAUGAUACUGUCUGGGGCUCUGGAGGAUACGAAACCAAUGUCAUGGCAAUUCAACGUCUCAACCAUAAUCUCCGGAUGGCCAGUUUCGAUACUCAUCUAUUGGAUCUGGAAAAGGGCGGCGGUAUUCCCAACCGCACUCAAUUCCGACAUGUCAUCUUCGGGCCUGAACUAUGGUCCGGUUACGAUGCUUCUAUCUUCCCAGCCAUCCGUGAUACGAUUAACACAGGCAACUGGACCCUUGCUCAACACUGGAUCGACCGUGUUGCCAACGUGAUCCACACUGCCAGUACGAAUCUCCUGCACUAA